This is a messenger RNA of Xyrichtys novacula (pearly razorfish), 7780 nucleotides long. NCBI's taxonomy places the organism in Eukaryota, Metazoa, Chordata, Actinopteri, Labriformes, Labridae. The record is from the annotation of a GenBank genome assembly.
AUGGCGCCCUGUGGGGAGACAGAUGCGGCAAUGACAGAUAAGAGUGUGCUCACGCCGGGCAGCCUCCGAGCCGUUUAUUCAGGCUGGAGCCCCUUUAGUUCGGUUCAUCUGGAGGAGAGAGGAGGAUCAGGUUCAUCCUCAGGUGGUGAUAACUUCAGCAAGAUGAGGUUUGAAAUCUGAUCACUUUAUCAAAGUGAUAAAGCUUAUCACGGCUGAAUCCUUAUGAAAACAUGAUGGAUUGAUCUGCCGCUUAUCUACAGCAAGGCAAGGACGAAGACACACCCACAACACACCGAAGGGUUAUUUUACAAGGUCAGUUGUUUUAUCCAGACAUUUUUCUUUGGAGUGUACCAUCGCUAUGAAGUCACUAAGCUGACUCCUUUCCUUGACCACUAGCCUCCUCCUCCUCCUCAGCACCUGGGUUUGAACAUGGUGAGCUGUGCUUUUGAGCGGUCCUAUUUCCCAUUGUUAUACUCUUAAGAUAUUGUGAGAUGAGUCUGUGUCUGAACUAAGAUGCUCCUGAUCUGAAAAGAUUGGCGUAGAGUAGGAGAUGUGGUUUCAGCACCAUGGACAGCGCUGUUCCUGCAUCCUGCCUCUCAAACCUACGAUAUUUAGUUUUGUCAUGAUAUCAAUGCGCCAUGUGCACGAAAAUCUUCUGAUCAUGCAGCUUCUUUAUGAGUUAUGAGCCCUAACAGCGCCCUCUCAUUAUGUAUGACUCUCAGACGAGGGUCUUGUAUAUCCAGGACCCUUCUGUGGUUAUUUUUGAGCCAUUCAUACCACCCAACACCUCUCAGAAGUAAAGAAAAGGCCCGUCAAGGUAGCAUGUUAAGUGACCUGAAAGCAGAGUCUAAGGGACAGUGUUGACCGGUAGACAUUUUGCUCUACCGUUUACACCAGAGAGAGAGAGCAGAUGUCUGCCACCUCUCUCUGAGUCACUGUUGUCUGCGCUCGCUACCAGGAAAACCAGAAUGCAUUGGUUUGGGUGCUUUUCCCUAUAUUUACCAGCAUGUCCAGCAGACUGCUUGUCAUAGUUUCAACGAAGAAAAAACGCUUCACUGGUGGUGGACAUGGCGGAUGUGGAGAUUAGUGGCAGUACCGAGCAAACGGAGGCAUCCCGACCCACCGAACACGAGGAAGAGGAGGAGGAACUCAUCCUGAAAAAGGGCGCAAGUCGUGACAUCGGUUGUCUGGAGAUUCUUUGGAUUUAGAAAAUUCGACAACGAUCAAAAACAACACUAUGUCAAGAGUGUCGUGUGGCUGUCGUUGCUGGAGGUGGAAACACCAGCAACCUCUUCCACCAUCUAAAGAUAAAACACGCCAAGCUCCAUUAUUAGAGCCAAACGAUUCGUAACACACCCGCUGCACCAAAAACUAAAGUUGCAGCAGCUCCUCUCAUAUAAAAAAGCUUGGCAGGGUUUAAAUAAAAAGGAAAAUGAAAAAAUGCGUCAGUAUGGUUAUUUUUGAGCCAUUCAUACCACCCAACACCUCUCAGAAGUAAACAAAAGGCCCGUCAAGGUAACAUGUUAAGUGACCUGAAAGCAGAGUCUAAGGGACAGAUGGUUGAAGUCUCCGACAGAACCUGACUGAAUCCUCAUCAGUCAAAUCGUACCAUAAGUGCCGCCAACCUUCCCCUGCCCUCAGCAGCUUCACAUGCCCUUCCCUCGGGGUAAAACACUCCCUCCCUCUUGACUGUCAGGUCCCGAGGCCAGACCCCGCACUCUCCUCCCGCCUCCUCUGCUCUGCUCUCUAAGCUGACCUAGUUUCUCCACACCGCCACCGAGUCAAAGUCGAGGAAACGCAGAGAGGAACCCUGACAGUUUCAUAGAGAAGAGAGGAGAGAGGGAUAUGAGCACAGGAAGACAGGAGCAGAGAAAGAAACCUGCCCUUGAGGGAGCGAGACAGCUCUGGGUUUUACUGAAUCCUUCUCCCAAAGAUAAGGAUUAGCUUUGAUCUGACAUAAAUGCUUUGUGGCUCAAUAUUCCCAUACACGCAGCUUCUCUCCCUCUCCCUCCUGACUCAGAGCUUUUCCUCUCCUACUUUACAUCAAUUCCUCAUAUUUUACACCGGGUUAUUUCUCUCUGAGUCCUCCCCUGUCCACAUCGACCAUUAUACUCAUUUUCUACAUGUCAAGGACCAGAAUGAACCUGCAGGAUUAAUACGAUAAAAAUGAAGAAGCAUCAAUAUUAGCCGGUGCAAUUACCAAACCGCAUAAGGCAGCAAUAUCCAACGCAUGGAGAGUCGUUUCCAAAGGGUUUGACGGGUUUAUUCUGAGAUUUAUCAAAUCCAGCCUCACUUUAGUUAUCCAGUUAAACAAACCAAAUACUGUCAAAGACCAGGACGUAGUGUCAGUAACACUUUCUGAAGUUAAGGUCUGAGGCAAGGGCUGGGCGAUAUGGCCUCAAAUCAAUAUCAUGAUAUAUUGAUCAGUUCACCUUGGUGACAAAAAAUGGACGAUAACUACUCCACAAACUGCUCACCCCCUCCCACAUUAACUUCGUCUACUUCGGCCGCUACAACUCUUGAACCGUCCUCCAUCUCCUCACCUGUCUUUCCCUCUUUGUUACGGACUGGAUGGGGUGGAGUCACAUCUCUGACGUAGGACAGCGUCUUAAAGAGACAUGAGACCAUAGCCUACCUACACACAUCCAAAACCAACUUUGAUUUAUUUAUUUAUUUAUUUGACACCGAAUAUACCGAUAUGAGCAAAAUGAGGUUGGUUACUUUCGUAAAUUUCGGUACUGGUAAAUUGUCAGUUUUUCCCUCAGCCCUAUCUGAGGCCUAGAUAUAAUAUUUCUGAUGGAUAUUAUACAUGUAUACAUGUAUUCACUAUGAACAACUUGGCUCCGCCUCUCUUCAUUUUAUUGUGCACAUUCGGUGGAAGAGCUGCCAAGAGUCAUUGUGAUAAACAAAGAGCGUAUCCCCCGGGUGAGCUACGCAAUCUUCAUACGCCCAUAGGCUGUAUCGGGUGUCAAUCAUAGAAAACAUGAACCCUCUAAUAACUUUUGAAAACAGAGCUGUACAGAAAAAAGAGGACUUGAGCACAAACCAGUCUGACAAUAACUACAUGUCAACAUCACAAGCAGGGGGGAGAAAAAUGUGUAUUAUGUGUAAUUCAUUUCUAAAGUUUGUCCACAGCUCCAUAGGAAUUGUUGGGAGGGAUUUAUGACCUAUACUGCAGCUCACCACCAGAGGGUGCUGUCCAUUCUAUAUAUAGUCUUUAGUAUUAUAUAGGAGAAUCCCGAUACAACUUUUUGACUUCCAGUAUGAAACCAAUAUUGUAGCCUUCAAUAUUGACUGAUACCAAUACUGAUCUGAUAUUGGCCCAAAAUUGUACAUGACGAGUUUUGCACUCAGUUGCAAUUUCUUUUUCAGACUUAAACACUCUUACUCCCUGCUACGUUGUCAGUACCUCAGUACACACUGUUGUUGUGAUCAUGUGGGCUCAACAUGCUGGAUCUGGGUGCUGCUAGAUGGAGGUGCCAGAGUGGAGUCUGGAAUGGACUGCUUGUAUCACAGCGCUGAUAUCAGAGAUUUUAGAUGCAGGCUAAUAUAAUCCGAUAUUUGUUUUUUGGCUAAUAUCGGACCGAUAUCAAUAGUAUUAUAACACCGGUCUAUACCAGCUGACAGCUCAACCAAUGAGCUUCAACUUGUCCAGUUGUUCUUGCUGCUUCCUCCACAGUCUGAUCUUGCCAGUCAUGUUCAAAAAUUGAUUUAUUAUGUAAAUCCAGCUGAACCUGGACUCUUAAAAAUGAGAGUUUGUGUUCUGCAUGAGUUUGCAUGUUCAGAGCUUUUAAGUUGCUGGUUUUUGUCAUUGUUCGUUGAUUCUUCAUAGCACAGCUGGAGUAAAACAACCAGAAAAUAACCUGUUUUUUUCCUGCAUCAUCCUCGCUCCUGUCAUUUCCUCUCUGCGUUGGUUGAAAAUAUAUUGGCGUUCUUUUAAACAAAGCGCCAGCACUUUUUGAUGCUAUUGAACAUAAAAACAUCAGGGAUUGAGCGAAUAACAGCAAAUCAAUGACGAAUACGAGCACUUUUAGUAAUUGGAGCAAUCUCACAACAGCUGGCUGAAGCUGUUUCUGAAUUUUUAAAGCCCCAAAAAUACAAAGAAUAUGGGGCCCAGGUGUCCAAAAACCACCUGCUUCCAAGUGUUAAACUUGAGGGUGUCAUCCAGAGAUUAUCAGUGUUCGGUUAAACGUCUUCUAUCGGAGGACAUGAUGCUCACUCGUGAUUGUUUGACAGAACAAUAAAACGAUGUCAAGCUGUUUCAUUUUUCUCUGAAUCGGAAGAAAACGCUGGAAGGUCAGGAAACAACAACUGGAGGAGCAACCUCGGCUGCAGCUUAACAACGUGAUUUAUCUGUUCGGCCCAGCUGUAACCAGGCCAACCUGCAUAAAAGUGACCCAUUUUUUUAGCCACACCUCCACAGAAAGAAGGUCCAGGGACAGGUUUGGAUGUUGUUAUCCAGAGACGGUCUGAUUUAAAUGGUAUCUCUUAAAAAUGAGCCGUAUCUAAACAAUAGAAAAGGAUCAUUUGAAGGAAAUUUUGAGUAUUAUUGAGUCUGAUCUGUUUCUGUCGAUGCAUGACUCUUCAUAAAUCUACCAGAGUGGUUAUGUAGAGUCAUCCCGGGUUCAGGGAAGGACAUAUGAUUAAGUAAUGAUACAGACUGACCCAGUGUUGGCACCCAACAAGCCCGGGGUCCUCUGAGAGUUACCAAACAGAAAAUACACACACACCAAGAGGACAAAACAGUAACACACACACACACACUCCCCAGGGACAUCCAUGUAAAAUCAGCUAAGGCCCGGGUUCACCCGUCCUCGCAGACAGACGUUAAAAAUAACCGCCACAGACAAAGGGACAAUCACACACACAUGGAAACACACAAUCUGACACACACUCUGUCUGAGGAAAACCAGUUCAUCUGCAAACAUGAGCUCAUGAGAGGAAGUGAAAUGUCACUAAAGGGACAAUGUGAUGUAACUGUUCUUAUUAUUUACAUGUGCAAACUACAGUAAGGAUGAGACGGUUGAUGUGACGAAAUGACCAAAUGACCAAAUGAUGAAAUGACGUGACCAGAUGCGACGCAACGAUGAGAGGCAGUCAACGGAAAUGACAAACAAGGAGUCAAGGAAGGAAUUGUGGCUCAAAGGCAAGAACAGGAUUGGUCCAAACUACUGUCAUGUGCAACAUAAUAACUGUUGUGUUGAGAAUAGCAGCUCUACAAAUUCGACAAGCGACACGCUAUCUUUCUGUAAAAUCCACUCGCUCCGUGAGACCGGCAGCUUUCUGACAAUGAAGUCAGAGUGUUUCUGAAACAUCUAGAGACUUUUCCUUCGAUCAAAAUAGUCAGUAUAAGAUUUGGCUGUAAAGGAGCAGCCCUGCAAAAAAACAGGGCUCAGUUUUGCCAAACCCUAACCUCUCAAUUCCAUUUUUGAUACUUUGGGACACAACUGGAUUGGAUAUGAGUUUGAUAUUUAUCUGUUUAAUUGGAUAUUAAUAAGGUAACAGUUGUAGGUGACAGAAAUUCUCAUAUCUUUCACUGUUAUUUCAAGUGAAGUCCAGAAUAUUAUGAAGGAUGGUGCAUUGUCCGCUGUUAAUGCUUUUGAAUGCGUCAAACAUAACCGGAUUAAAAAGCGCAUAUGAAGAUCUAUCCGACUGUUUGUGGGUUCAAUAUUCUAAUGAACUCCAUUAUCCUCCCCACAUUCAUUUACUUUAGAUGGCAGAUAAAUGUGUUGCGCCGUGAUGGAGGUGUUGCAUGUGUUGGUAUUAAGCUAAUUGCAUGUCACUUCUGUAAUAGAGGGUAUGAAAUUAAUCUCAUUAUCUUUCUUCUGUCUUUUCUUUGUCCAUCAGCGAAUUAAAGCGAACGUUGGAACAAAACUAUGUGACUCCUGAUGUGGGAUAUUUACGGCAGCAGUAAUGUUCCAGCACAAACAAACAUGUCUCAUCUAUUGUCUCUCCUCGUAGUUUGAUCCGCGGGCACUGUGCUGAGCCAGCAUUUGCAUAUUAGUUGGUGUUCUUACUUCUUCACCCACACAUCAAAUAUCUGGACGGGAUUCAACACCAGAGCCAGAGCACAUUUGGAGGCUCUGCAGCCUGAGACUAAAGGGCACAGCAGCUCCUUCCUGUGAGUGCGAGCCAAUCCUGGACUCAUCAAUUAACUUAAACUGCAGCUCAUUUUUCAUAUACGUUUAAUGGUAACUGCUCAGGCGAGGAGGGCAGGGAGCCGUUUGUCCUUGACUGAGGUUGUUCUGUAAAGUAUGGAUAUAUAUGUGUCGAUGUGCUGAUCCUCAUUUCUUUAAAUAGGCUGUUUGGAUGAAGUCUGGUUUCAGGGUCAAGUUCAGUCUGGGUUCAGGACAGACAUUUAGGAUUUAAUGGGAGGUUAUGGUGUAAAGAUAUGAUUGUGGUUUUUCAUCAGUGGAUGCAGGGACAGACGAUAAAUUUUGGAGGUGAUUUUGAGACCAUGCAGUGACUUCCACUACAGAGUCAUGUCUGUUUUGUCAUGUUUGUAAGAGACAUUGAAAAAGACGCUUUAUGAACUAUCGACUACUUUUAAAUUCUUUUAAGCCUUAAAGAAACAGAGUUUUAUUCAGGAAGUAAAAGGCCAAUAACUACCAUAUAAGGAAGUGUGGACAUGUGCUUCUUGAAAGAGAAAAAGAAACUUUUCAGAUGCAGAUUUACGUUAUUUUGGGUGAAGUGGAUUUAAAAAAUAAUAAGUUUAAUCGGUGUGACACUCCCUUUGGUACGUUCUGUAACAGUCCCAGUCCCUGCGAGGGCUUCAUUAUAAACCAGCUCUUAUUAAAGGGAUAUUCCAGCGAAAAAGGAGGUAACACUGUAACACUGAGUUAGACAUCGCAUGGAAAUACAAUCAGACCGAGAUGUUAGGCAAAAGAACUACCAUGUCUGCAGUACAAAUGAUAAAUAUGAUCAUUAUUACUUCAAGGAAAUGAUAAAGAAAUGAUCAUAAAUGUUCUUCCUUGAGAUGCGGCACCCAGCUGCAGUCGAUGGACUCGCCCAGAGGUCUCCGUACAAACAAGCGGCUGCUGGAAGAGAGUAGGUGAGUUGUGUUUAGUCUCUUUGCUAAAGAAAUUAGUCAAAGUUAAAAAGAUGUUUGGUGUCUAGUACUAUGACUGUGACCCUAUAUGUCCUGCUGAUGAAGUUAGGUGCUGUUCUGAGCAUUAUUUGUGGCUAUAGAGUGGUGUUUUGGUUGAGCGCGUAGCUCUCUGUUCUGCUAUCCUGCGGUCGUCACUAAAGUUGGUAUAACUAGAGAAGCAAGCAGUCGGCAACAUUCAUCUCUGGAGGGGGUGUCUUACUCGGUGUUAGCGUCUGUUUGACCCUUACUUAAUUUUACGCCGGAAUAUCCCUUUAAACACAUGUACAGGUCGAGUUAAAAUAUGUGCAAAUCCACAAGAAGGAUAUUUGCAAAUGUAAAAAGUCAGUGAUGGUGUCUGAAAAAACUGAGUGUUAUUUUCUGUAUGUUGUUGUAAUUGAGUUUGCUUGUAUAUUCAGCUCUGCAGAGUCUGACAAAUGAUGCAUUGUUUUUGUGUAUAUUUGUGUGUAUAAGUGUGUGUGUUUGUGUGUUCCCAGCACAGAUGGAGCCCCUGAUACAGGCCUGUGCAGCCGACCACUGCAGGACACAUUAUGGCAAUUUUCAGCCCGAGGAGCCUGCGAGCGUCAGAGCUGGCGGGGCUGCAGGAUGAGUUCGACCCCACACACACACCCAUCCGAGCGUGACACAAACGCCUGCACCGCUGGGACGCCGUCCAAACCUGAGAAGAAGAGGUGA